GUACUGUAUAAUCUACAUUUCCUUCGAACAAACUUUUCAAUUUGUCAUUGUCAAAAGGACAACCAUAAAAAACAAAAAUUCUCUUUGGAUUUAUCUGUCAAACAGUGAUCAUGGCUCCGCGGUUCGAGAUCGCAGUUGGUCUGCGAAAAGGCCACAAAACAACUAAAAUAUCUGCUGGUAAGAAGGGCAUUACAGAUAAAGCCAUCAGGAUAAGGCCAGCAAGACUAAAGGGUCUUCAAACUAAACACUCAAAGUUUGUGAGGGACCUGGUCCGUGAGGUGGUAGGACAUGCACAGUAUGAAAAGAGGGCUAUGGAGUUGCUCAAGGUGUCGAAAGACAAGCGUGCGCUCAAGUUCUUGAAGCGCCGUCUCGGCACACACAUCCGUGCUAAGAGGAAGCGUGAGGAGAUGAGCAAUGUGCUUACCCAGAUGCGUAAAGCCGCAGCACAGGCACACCACACCACCACACACACUAAGUAAAUAAUAAAACUUAACUCUUA
This is a messenger RNA of Papilio polytes (common Mormon), 499 nucleotides long. RefSeq names its product 60S ribosomal protein L36 (gene RpL36). NCBI's taxonomy places the organism in Eukaryota, Metazoa, Arthropoda, Insecta, Lepidoptera, Papilionidae. Gene Ontology annotation, biological process: cytoplasmic translation. The record is from RefSeq and is a predicted model, not a curated record. Gene Ontology annotation, cellular component: cytosolic large ribosomal subunit; ribosome. Gene Ontology annotation, molecular function: structural constituent of ribosome. The coding region runs from base 111 to 479 and encodes 122 amino acids. The transcript has 4 exons.